Messenger RNA from Mytilinidion resinicola, 1029 nucleotides. RefSeq lists its product as uncharacterized. The transcript has 2 exons. NCBI's taxonomy places the organism in Eukaryota, Fungi, Ascomycota, Dothideomycetes, Mytilinidiales, Mytilinidiaceae. The record is from RefSeq and is a predicted model, not a curated record. Bases 1 to 1029 code for a protein of 342 amino acids.
AUGAAGCCCGACAGAUCUGACAUCUCUCGCGCCCCUGAGGCGGAGCUUCAAGAUCCUCCCCAUCAGUGGUUGCAAGCGGACUGGAGGACAAACAUCGACUACUUUGAGCUCCCAGAGCAGACGGCACCGAUGUUCCUCUCCACCAUAGCUUCUCGCGGCACAGAACGAGAAACAAACCCCUACUCUGCCCAUCAAGGAGCCACAUCCCGCCAUGACAGCGUCCACCAUGGUCUCGGACUAUCGACAGACGCCAGCGCCGCCGCUGUUCCCCACCAGCCGCACAAUAGCCACGACGUCAGUGACACGACAGCAAUGAUGGAACGCGAAGAGUUUACUUCCUCUGCGGUACCCGACAACCACCUGCUACGGGACUUUCACGAGGAAUUGCUGCCUUUUGACUUCCCCGGCGCCGUAUUUGCACCCUCCUCAAGCGAGCACGGCGCACUCUCCAACGCAGCUCGCACAGACUACCCAGAGUCAAAUGGAGGACUGCCCAUCACCUCGCGAUCUAAUCUCCACACCGCCGUCGCUGGCAGAUCAGAACUCUACCAGUCUGGCUUGCGCGAGGACACGGGAGCGCACACCGGUACAGGUAGAGGUGCGAUCAUAAAGCGCAAACGCAUCCCGAGUAGUUCGAUAGUGUACCCAAACUAUCAGCCACAUACCUCAGACGACACACUGGGUCUUGCACCAGCAUGGAGGCCAACGAUCGGACUGCCGGAUCACGCAUCAAUCGCUCCUAGUAACCCUACUUCCCGCCAACAUGACACCCCGAGCCCCGCCCAAGCAGUCCCAGGUACGCCAGGUUCCGUGCUCUCAGAGCUUCUUGGUAGGAUUAGCGACACCAAUCUCAUCUUUGUCCUCGAGAGAGUCCGCGUCUGCGCGAGAGAGGGGUGCGCUCGUCUUGCCCCGGAGGGAGGCCCUAGGGGCCGCUUCUGCUCCGAGAGGUGCAAGGUGAUGAACAGGCGCGCCGUUAAGGCUCCACUGCAUUACCACAGCGGCAACUGCGAGGGCCCUGCUCCAGCCUAG